Messenger RNA from Erpetoichthys calabaricus (reedfish), 1358 nucleotides. RefSeq names its product synapse differentiation-inducing gene protein 1. Bases 557 to 1333 code for a protein of 258 amino acids. The transcript is spliced from 4 exons. The record is from RefSeq and is a predicted model, not a curated record. Lineage: Eukaryota; Metazoa; Chordata; Cladistia; Polypteriformes; Polypteridae. Gene Ontology annotation, cellular component: excitatory synapse; intracellular membrane-bounded organelle; postsynaptic density membrane. Gene Ontology annotation, biological process: synaptic vesicle clustering; positive regulation of synapse assembly.
AAACGUUGAGAGAGACAGAAAACAACGUGGGAUGUUUUCGCUAUCGUGAUGGCAGUCUGAGGACGCCGCGGGCGACUGGCGUUUUGCUGCAGCGGGCGCGGCUUUAGGACCGCGGAGACACCCGGAGGAGAGGAGAGCCGCCGCUUUGCAGCGGAGUGUGAAGAGCCCACUCGCAGCCCCUCUAUCCCAGCUCGGAUUCCACCGUGUGCAGUCACUUCUCCUUCGGUUUCCACCGGUCGUGUUUUGGGACUUUCUCAAUCGGAUCCCGUUUCUCCUUUAAUAUCUCCUAUCUGUCACCUUAAUCGGUGCGGCUGCGUCUCGCGGUCAUUUUCACUUCGGGCACUGGAAGAUUUCUGUCGGACAGAAGGGACUUGGAUGGCACAACUCAAAUAGCGGAGUGUGGGCGAUGCGGCUGCCAGAGAAGUCGAGCUAGCAGCGGACGGCAGCCCACAAAUCUGCUCCCUGUUCGCCCGAGGAGAGCGCGAGGAGUGAAGAAAGUUGCUCCCUAAUGAACUCAAGUGGAACCCUAUGAGCAACCAAAGAGGGGGUCAGAAGGAUGGAGGGCUUCGUGGACCAGAACAGCAUUUCUGUUCCCAAAAGUGACGCAGAAGCCGGGCGGAGGAAUGGCCUCAUCAAUACUCGAAACUUAAUGGUGGAAACAAAAGAUGGUCUGGUGUCGGUGUACUCCGCCCCACAGUACCAGGGGUGCGUGGUGGUCAACGUGUCCCCAAAGAGCUCAGUGGACAGCGGUGUCAAGCACCCGUCCCCACAGCUCCUGAACCCGAGCACGCUGCCUCAAACAGUGGACUCCCGCUAUCGGCCCAACAUCAUCCUCUACUCGGAGAACAUGCUGAAGACCUGGAGCGAGGGCAUGAGUGCCGACUGCUGUGAAACGACUUUCAUUGAGGACAUCUCACCUACCAAAGAAGCCUUAGGGUUCCCCGAGGGCAGAUUUAUUGAACUUUCAGGGGACGACGCCAAGAUACAGACGCUCUCCUAUGACAUCGAUGAGGAGGAUGAGUUCCAGGAGCUGGAGAGCGACUAUUCCAGUGACACCGAGAGUGAAGAUAAUUUUCUAAUGAUGCCCCCAAGGGACCACCUGGGCCUCAGCGUAUUUUCGAUGCUCUGUUGUUUCUGGCCAUUGGGAAUUGCUGCCUUUUACCUGUCCCACGAGACAAACAAGGCGGUGGCCAAGGGCGAUUUCCACCAGGCGAGCUCCAGCUCCAGAAGGGCCCUUUUCCUGGCUGUUCUCUCCAUCACCAUCGGGACGGGGAUUUACGUCGGGGUGGCUGUGGCUCUCAUUGCCUACCUUUCAAAGAACAAUCACUUAUAACGAUCAACUAUUCUGAGAAAAAAAU